This is a messenger RNA of Leptinotarsa decemlineata (Colorado potato beetle), 2053 nucleotides long. RefSeq names its product ADP-ribosylation factor GTPase-activating protein 1 (gene ArfGAP1). Lineage: Eukaryota; Metazoa; Arthropoda; Insecta; Coleoptera; Chrysomelidae. Gene Ontology annotation, biological process: regulation of ARF protein signal transduction; regulation of endocytosis. Gene Ontology annotation, cellular component: Golgi membrane. The record is from RefSeq and is a predicted model, not a curated record. Gene Ontology annotation, molecular function: GTPase activator activity.
UUUCAUGAAAUUGACAUUUUCUGGAUUGUUGGACACGUUUAAAAAUCCCAAUCCAAUCGUUAAUUGAUUUAACAUAUAAUCAUCCGACUUUCCAGUUUACACAAACUCUCAUUUGGUUCCCUUUUGCUUGGUCCUAUAAAUUUUUUUUAUCGUAAUGUUUUUGAUCUGAACUCCAAAAUGAUUUACUAGAAUCAAUCCAUACGUUUUGAUCAGUAUUUUCUAAACUAUUGUUCUUCUGAUAGAAUUUAAAUUAAAACAUGGCAAGUCCUAGAACUCGUCGUCUUCUACAAGAGCUAAAGCCUCACAAUGAAAAUGAUAAAUGCUUCGAGUGUGGACUCCAUAACCCUCAGUGGGUUUCGGUAACAUAUGGCAUAUGGAUUUGCCUUGAGUGUUCUGGCAAGCAUCGUGGCUUAGGAGUGCAUUUAUCUUUUGUGCGCUCCAUAACUAUGGAUAAAUGGAAAGACAUAGAGUUGGAGAAAAUGAAAGUUGGUGGUAACAGAAACGCAAGAGUAUUCUUCGAGGCGCAGCCAGAUUGGGAAGAUACCAUGUCCAUUCAACAAAAAUACAACAGUAAAGCAGCUGCAUUGUACAGAGAUAAGAUAUCUGCGCUAGCUCAAGGAAAGUCAUGGGACGAACAGAAGUCUCCUGCUCAAAAUUACAAUAGUAGCUUUGUAGGACCUUCCUCUCAAAAAAACAGCUCAAGAGAAACUCAUUCCACGUCAAAUUUCACUAGAUCUUAUUCCAACAGUACCGAAAGUUACCAAGGUGCCUACCAAAAUUUAAAUUCACCAGAGUUUCGGAGUCAGACUGAAACUUUCUUUGAGAGAAAACAGUCCGAAAAUGCUAAUCGGAGAAGUGAUCUCCCACCAAGUCAAGGCGGUAAGUACAGCGGUUUCGGAUAUACCAAAGAACAACCUCCAAGAAGUCAGUCCCAAGAGUUUGUUGACACUGCCAUGUCAUCUUUAGCAAAUGGUUGGUCUUUCCUUUCAUCGUCAGCCACCAAAAUAGCAAGUAAAGCAACUGAAAAUGCAGUGAAGUAUGGUGGAUUCGCCAGCCAAAAGGUUGUUGAAAUUGGAUCUCAAGUAGGAGAAAAGGUAGGUGAGUUGAGCAAGAAAGGUUGGCGAGAAGUCAGCUCGCUCAGUAGCGACAACCCAGGCGCAUAUUCUCAAGUGGGGGGAGACAACUAUUCUCCUGGUGAGAAGUCUUCCUUAUACAGUGGAGGAAACAGCUAUGUUCGAGACGACUGGAGUUGUAGCAGCCAACAAGGUUCAAAGGCCUCAAGUCCUAAAAGCGCAAGUCAGAACUGGAAUGGAACAGGAGAAUCGUCGUAUAACAGUCCUGUUAUGUCGCCAGUUGAAGAGUUCUCGAAGAAAUCAGAGGCAAAAAGUAAGGAGGCACAAAAUCAAAAGAAAUGGAGCGCCGGCUGGGAAGAGGAUGCAAUGUGGGAAAGUUUGAAGUAAUUUAUUUUCAAGUACUUAGAAUAAAUAAUUCGUAUUGAGAGGGCUCGGUAAUAGUAUGCGAAGCCUGUUCAGUGUAUUGAAUUUCUCCAAAUAUUCAGAACAAAUACUUUUUUAUUUAGGCAUAUUUUAAUCAAUGUGAAACUGUUGCUUUGGAGAAUCUGAAUGUAUUUAAAUAUUAUACCGUGUGUCCAUGAAAUAAGGCAAUUCAUUGUUAGCUAAAUGAACAAUAUUCUUGUUUUUUAAUAAUAUGAUUUAUUCGGCUUAUAAUGAAUUUAGGGACACACUGUAUAUAAUUUUGGUUUCGCUAUGGUAGCUGUCUGAAAUAUAUAAAAAUUACCAUGAUGAAAUUAUCUUUAUUGAACUUGUUCUGUGUUCGGAAAUAAUCUCAUGUAUGAUGUUGAUGUCAGUUGUGCUGAAGUAAAGUCAGUCAUCCUGAAUGUAUAUUGCUUUAGCUGAAUUUUACUGCUUGACAAAUUCACUGUAAAUACUUCUGGUGCAAACAAGUUUAAAUUAACAGGAACAUUAUUAGUCCCAAUUGUAUAUUGAAAUUAUUUUUAAUUUCAUGUCAUGCAAAAAUAAAAAUUUUAUUUGUG